This is a messenger RNA of Beauveria bassiana ARSEF 2860, 837 nucleotides long. Its product is annotated as methyltransferase-like protein. The record is from RefSeq and is a predicted model, not a curated record. The transcript has a single exon. The coding region runs from base 1 to 837 and encodes 278 amino acids. NCBI's taxonomy places the organism in Eukaryota, Fungi, Ascomycota, Sordariomycetes, Hypocreales, Cordycipitaceae.
AUGACGCAAUACGACCGAAUUGCCACGCAGUAUGGCGAUGAGAUGAGCAAGCAGUUUUACAAGCUCCUCGAAUGCAAGCUCGUGGAAAGGGCCCUCGUCCCGGAACUCGCCAAGCGUUGCGCCCCAAAGCUGCUCGAGUUGGCCGCCGGCACCGGCUACUACACGUCGCGCCUUCUCUCCUGGAAGCCCGACGCCACCCUCACGUCCAUGGACAUUUCCCAAGCCAUGCUCGACAUCAACGCCGCGCAAAACGCCGCCGCCAUCUCCGACGGCCGACUGCGCGUCCUCUCCGCCGACGGGAGCCAGCCGCAGUCGUACGCGCCCGCCGCCGACGACGACGACGAGGACGAGGACGGCCCGUACUUUGACGGCGCGAUUGGCGCCUGGAUCCUCAACUACGCCGACAGCCGCGCCGUGCUGCGCCGCAUGUUUGACAAUAUCGCGCUCAAUAUCAAGCCCGGCGGCUUCUUUGUCGGCGUGGUGCCGUACCCGACCGAGGACCUCGUCGUGCGCGGCCGCGCGUGCAAGGAGCAGCCGCUCAGGGACAUUUACCCGUUUCUCGAGUUUACGCGUCCGCUCGACGACGGCUCGGGGUGGUGGUUCAGGGUGCACCUCGACGAGGUGCUCAUCUUGGAGUGCGUGCACAUCCGCAAGUCGGUGUAUGAGGAGGUGGCCGAGGAGGCGGGCUUUACCGAUAUCGAGUGGUUUCCGGCGAAUCUGCCCCGUGAGGACUUUGUUCCGCCGGGUAUGGUGCCCAAGCAUAAUCUCUCCCCGGAAGUGUACAAAGCAUUUACUGAUGUCGGCAUCUUUUCCGUCGUCAGAUUCUAUAAGAAAUAG